Molecule: messenger RNA, 918 nt
Organism: Mercenaria mercenaria
Lineage: Eukaryota; Metazoa; Mollusca; Bivalvia; Venerida; Veneridae
Exons: 3
Coding region: 1-918 (305 amino acids)
Source: RefSeq, a predicted model, not a curated record
AUGGCUACUUCCAGUGAGAAUACUGUUAUCAAUGAGAUAGAGAAAAUUAACAAAAGCAACAAUUACCAUUGUUGUGUUCCAAAGUGUAGUUCAAAUGGCAGAUAUGAUUUCAAUCUAAGCUUUCAUAAAUUUCCAAAAGAUGAAGGAAUUAAAAAGAAUUGGGUGGUUAAAAUCAGACGAGAUGUGGGUCCUAAUUUCCAGAUCUCAAAGUCAACAGUUGUUUGUUCAAAACACUUUAAAAAGGAGGACUAUACAGGCUGGACACCCCUUAAAAAGAGGCUUAAGAAGGAUGCAGUACCUAGCAUUUUCGAAUGGACAGAUGACACAGAACCAAGAAGAAUUUUAAAAAGAACACUAGUAACACCUCCAGGACCUAAAUCUAAAAGACAAAAAUGUGAAACAAUGACAAGUUCGACAGAACCAUCUACGAGUAGAGAAGAAACAUUGACUGCAGUUCCACUCUAUGUAGAACAAGAAGAAGAAAUAUCAAAAUUAAAGGAUCAGUUGAACCAGAAAAAUUAUGAAUGUGCUGCUUUAGAAAGUCAACUGAAACUUGAACGCUUCAAUGUUAAUCGAUUUUCAAAUGAUGACACUAUGAUUCAGUUUUAUACAGGAUUUUCUUCAUACAUGAUGUUCGUAACAUUUUUUCAGUGUAUUGAACCAUCAGCAAGGAAUAUGUUGAGUAAAUACUAUGAAGCAGGAGAAACCAUUAGUCUUGCAGGAAGGAAAAGAAGCAUGUUGUUAAUUGACGAAUUUUUUAUGUUUUUGUGUAGGUUGAGGGUUGGUCUCUUAGAACAAGAUUUGAGUGUACGUUUUAAUUCUACCAUUCAAACAGUGAGUCGAAAAGUUGUUACAUGGGCAAACUACCUAUAUUUGACUCUGGACGAAUACCAAUAUAUCUUUCAAGGGAAGUUAUAA